This is a messenger RNA of Strongylocentrotus purpuratus (purple sea urchin), 3291 nucleotides long. It is a transcript of the gene wrap53, whose product is annotated as telomerase Cajal body protein 1. NCBI's taxonomy places the organism in Eukaryota, Metazoa, Echinodermata, Echinoidea, Camarodonta, Strongylocentrotidae. Gene Ontology annotation, molecular function: protein binding; RNA binding. The transcript is spliced from 12 exons. Bases 300 to 2045 code for a protein of 581 amino acids. Gene Ontology annotation, cellular component: Cajal body. The record is from RefSeq and is a predicted model, not a curated record. Gene Ontology annotation, biological process: Cajal body organization.
UUUGUAUCUCAAUAAUUUCGAGUCGCCGAGUCACGGCUGAGAUGGCGCUAUAGCUAAAAGCGGCAAAAUGAAACUGAAUUGCGGUAGCUGAGUGUAGACCCUCGGCCUAGAUCAUCUAAGAAAAAGGGAUGAAUGAAAUUGCAAUUCGUGGCAAUGGAGACGAUUUGCAAUCAUUGGCAGUACUUCAACAAAGUCAGUAAUCAUUGAGUCAGAGAGGGGUGGUGCUGUAGUUAGUUGGAGUAGCUGAUGAAAACAUCGCUUUAAGUUUCCAAACAAACGCCAGCUCUCAGAAGAACUUGAUGACAGAUUCCAAUCAGAUACCAAGCACAAUGUCUCUUCCGGAUAACAAAGACGCAGAACCCCAAGAUGUCCUUUCAGAAACUAUCAACAAAUACUUGGCAGCAGAAUCAGAAAAGCAGAAAGUAGAGAGAUUGCCAUUGUUGGCAGACUCAGAAAAGCAAAAAUUAGAGAGAUCGCCAGUGUUGGUAGACUCGGAGAGAGAUGCAGCAGACACUGCUGGGAAGAGCGAACCUGAUGUUGCGGAAAAGAGGCAUGAUAGUGAAGGGGAAACAAUCAACAGAAAGUCAGCAGCAGAAUCAGAAAAGCAGAAGGUAGAGAGAUUGCCAGUGUUAGCAGACUCAGAAAAGCAGAAAUUAGAGAGAUCGCCAGUGUUGGCAGACUCGGAGAAAGAUGCAGCAGACACUGCUGGGAAGAGCGAACCGGAUGUGGCGGAAAAGAGGCAGGAUUGCGAAGCAGAUGAGAUCGCCAUGGUAACGGCAAUGGAGCCGGCAGACAUUGGGAUGGAUGCAGUGUGGGAGGAUACAGACAUGGAAGCAGAAAAUAGUCAAAGCUUCAACUUUUCUGAGGAGCCUGUUCUGAUUGCAAAGAUGUCUGCAGAGUUCAAUACGGUGAAAGGCAACUUCCUCAAAGGAUGCAAAUGGUCUCCAGAUGGGCUGUGCAUAUUGACCAACAGCGAGGACCAAACCUUGCGGCUGUUUAACAUUCCACCUCAAGCAUACGGGCACCGCAUCAGCACAGAGACGGAUGAUGAGAGUGCGGACCAAGAGAGGGAGCCAGAGUCUGUCCUACAGAUCCAUGAGGGAGAGCUUAUCUAUGACUACUGCUGGUAUCCAAAGAUGGACUCUUAUCUGCCAGAAACAUGCUGUUUGGCCAGCACAAGUCGAGACCAUCCCAUUCAUUUAUGGGAUGCAUUCACUGGCAAGCUCAGAGGGACUUACAAGCCUAUUAAUUCAGUGGAUGAGCUCUCCACCCCACAUUCGCUCUGCUUCUCAAAGAACGGACGACGUAUCUUCUGUGGUUUUAACAAGACUAUCAGAAUUUUCUACACAGACAGGCCAGGCUCACAGUGUGAGGUCGUUCCCACCAAAAAGAAGAGUAUGAAUGGACAGACUGGAAUCAUUUCUUGCUUUGCCAUGGCUCCUGAACUCAAGAUGUAUGCAGCAGGCUCUUACUCAAAAUCUGUUGGUCUGUAUACAAACGACAACAACAACCUGGUGUGCCUUCUUGAGGGACAGAGUGGUGGAGUAACCCAUCUCAUGUUCUCUUCAGACAUGAAUAGACUCUACAGUGGAGGGAGAAAGGAUAAGGAGAUUCUAUGUUGGGACGUCCGUAACCCUGGGAAGGUGCUCAACAGUGCUCUAAGAGAGGUAUCUACACAUCAGAGGGUCUACUUUGAUAUAGACAGCAAUGGGCAAUACCUUGUAUCAGGCAACCAGAACGGAACCGUAAGCGUAUGGGACACGUCUCAGCCACCCGCCUCAUCCAUGGACGACUGUAACUCAGACCCAGUCCUUCUCUCUUCCUACAACUACAAGACUCACAGUGACUGUGUCAAUGGCAUCAGUCUUCAUCCCCAUCUGCCUGUCAUGGCGACCGCAUCCGGUCAGCGGAGGCUGGAGAAUCCUUGGAGGAGCUUGGCCGGUGGUAGUGAUGGAGACGACAGUGACGAGGAGAUGGACCCAGUACAGCCAAGUGACCAUUCACUCAAGCUCUGGUCACUCCGCCCGAGGAAAUCUGUCAGAUGAUAUUCGGCCGUCAUUCCAUAGCUGAAUACUGUUACACUGAGCAGCGUCAGCCAGCCCGGAGAGGAGGUGACGUAGACCACCGUGACAUGCUGCAUUUCAUUCUCUCUGCCUCUCCUUACCCGGGAGAAGAAUCACCCAGAUUGAACAGGCCAGGGCAGGUCAAGGCACUCGUACAACACGCACUGUCCUUUUUGCGUGUUUGAAAAAGUACAUCGCGCAACUUUUGGCAUUUUAUCCGGUUACGCUGAGCUAUGUCAGCCAGACCGGACAGGACGUGACGGAGACCACCGUGACAAGCUGCAUUUUAUCCUCUCUGCUUCUCUUCAUCCGUGAAAAGAAUAACAUGGAUUGAACAGGGCAGGGCAGCUCAAGGCACUCUCUCAAGACACACUGCCCAUCAUGACAUGCUGCAUUUUGUCAUCUCUGCUUUUUCCUCAUCCUGGAGAAGAAUUAACUGGAUUGAAGGCUCAACGCACUCUCACAAGACGCACUGUCCUUUUUGCGUGUUUGAAGAAGUACAUCGCACAAAUUUGGGCAUUUAAUCUACCAUGUUUCUCCACAUCAGGGUGAAGAAUUACUGGGAAUUGAACGGGCGUAGGCAGCUGAAGACACUGUCACAAGAAACACUGUGCAUCGAGCAGCUUUGGGCAUUUUAUCCACCAUGUUUCUUCAUAUCCGGGAGAGGAGUUCAAAGAACCAAAUGGAUAGAACAGGACAACUGAGGGUGUUUUUACAAGACGCACUGUCCAUAUUGCCUAUAGAUACUCUGGCUCUUUAUUCACCAUGACUCUGUAUACAAAAGAGAUGGAGAAUCAAUGACAGUGAGAGUGGAUUGAGAAGGGGAAUCUCAUGCAUUCUUACAAGUCUUUUUUUUUUCUUCACAAUUUUGCCACUUUGAACUCAGGAGCUGAAAAAGGAAUAUAUCUAUUAUGUUUCUUCAUACCCAUGAAAUGAAGAACUAGGUGGAUAAAACACAACUAAACGCAUUCUUCAAAGACAUUUAAGUCUAGUUUAAGCCCCUUAACACUCUGGUAUGUUUGCAGGAAAAAACGUAUCAAGCAACACUGGCAUUAUUAAUCAAUAGCAGUUCAGAAUUUUCUGAUGAGGCUCAAAUAAGUCAGCAUUGCCUCCUCAAGUUGCCAACAAUUAUUUUUAUAACCUCAAUGGUGUAAUAAAGUGGCAUCAUAGCAAUAAGUAUAUAUUUGAAUAAAAUCUAGCCUGAAGGAGGUCUAGUUGAAAAUGCAAA